Cynoglossus semilaevis (tongue sole) is the source of this 2435-nucleotide messenger RNA. It is a transcript of the gene foxi1, whose product is annotated as forkhead box i1. The coding region runs from base 586 to 1704 and encodes 372 amino acids. The record is from RefSeq and is a predicted model, not a curated record. Lineage: Eukaryota; Metazoa; Chordata; Actinopteri; Pleuronectiformes; Cynoglossidae. Gene Ontology annotation, molecular function: DNA-binding transcription factor activity, RNA polymerase II-specific; RNA polymerase II cis-regulatory region sequence-specific DNA binding. The transcript is spliced from 2 exons. Gene Ontology annotation, biological process: regulation of transcription by RNA polymerase II; anatomical structure morphogenesis; cell differentiation.
CUGUGCGCGAGUACCGGCCGGGGAAUUUACUUGACGCUGUCCAAAUGACAGUAAACCUAAAGACAUUUUUAUUUUAAAUACAGACACCUAUUCAAUAUACGAAGUUUCAUUAAAUACAUUUAUAUUUCAUAUUUUUAAAUGUUAUUAUACCUUAUCGGAUGGAUAUUUUUGUUUUGUUCAAUGUUUAAUUAAUUUUAUAUAGUUUUUAUUUUUUAUUUUUUUAAGUAAGAUUCAUCCUGUGUUUUGGUCCUUCUGUUCUUUAUUAUAACUGAACCAGGUCUGUUGCGCUGCGUAAUUACGCACGGAUCAUUUCUUUUUUUCCCCUCUAAAAUACUUGAGAAAGAAUGUCAUUAGUGAAUGCAGUAUCGAUACCCAUUGAUACGCAGACAGUCAGAUCACCACGGGCUGUCCCGGGACAGAGACAAAAAGAGGUGUGACCAUCCCAAAACUUUUCUUGAAUGGACUACCUGGAGAGGCUGCGGGCGCUGCGCAUAAAUACUCCUCCCUCUGAGGGUGAGAUCAGUCUUGAGGGAGACGCACAGUGACACGAUACGGUUUUGGGAACUUUUUGGGUUAGCGCGGAUUAUGAACGCUUUUGGGCAUCAGCCGUCUAACCAGCAGAGCAGUCCCAUUCAGCACCACAACGCACAGGAGAUCCUGGACAUGGCAGUCUACUGCGACAACUACGGUGUUUAUCAGCAGAACCUGCACCACCAUCACCCGCAGAGGCCUCCGACGCAUCCUCCCGGCUACGGCCUCGGGGACUACACGUCUCCAUCCACGAACCCGUACCUGUGGCUGAACGGCCCCGGCAUCAACUCCUCUCCGUACCUGUCCGGGAACAACGGCACGUCCUACAUUCAGUCUGGAUACGGCUCCAACCAGAGGCAGUUCCUUCCACCUCCAUCCGGCUUUGGUGGAGCAGACCUGGGCUGGCUGUCCAUUUCCAGCCAGCAGGAACUUUUCAAGAUGGUCCGGCCUCCUUAUUCGUACUCCGCACUGAUUGCGAUGGCCAUCCAGAACGCACGGGACAAAAAGUUGACCCUGAGUCAGAUCUAUCAGUACGUGGCCGACAACUUUCCUUUCUACAAGAAGAGCAAAGCUGGAUGGCAGAACUCCAUCCGACACAACCUGUCACUGAAUGACUGCUUCAAGAAGGUGGCCCGGGACGAGGAUGAUCCCGGAAAAGGAAACUACUGGACACUAGAUCCCAACUGUGAGAAGAUGUUUGACAACGGGAAUUUCAGAAGAAAGAGGAAAAGGAGAGCUGACAUCAGCGGACCUGACAGCAACUCUCUCCCCGUCAAGUCGGAGGACGGCGCACACAAACUCGCCGACACCGCCAGCCUGCUCAGCUCCUCCCCGCCCAGCCUGCACGGCUCACCGGCCUCGGAGCCUAAGUCAUCGCCGCCCCCCUCCGCGGAGCACAGCCCGUGUUUCAGCAGCUUCGUAUCCAGCGUAAACUCACUGCUGGCCGGCACGGAGGGCUCGCGGGUCGGGGAGCGGGACUAUGGCACCACUCAGCUGGGCGCACUGCCCCAGAGCAGGGAGAGCAUGUCUGGACUGGGCUCUUACUCUCCAACUCUGAUCUCCCCUCUGAACUCUGACAACAACAGAAUCAACUACUACACAUCAGUACAGAGCCUCUCCAACCACUUCAGUGUUAAUAACCUCAUAUACAGCCGGGAAGGAACAGAGGUGUAGUCACUGCAAAACAUAUCUGACACCAAGUGUCUGGACUCAGUUUGUCUGCAGGAAGAAAUGUGGAUUUUUAUUUUUUCCAUCCAAUAUUGUUGUUGAUGUGCCUUAAACUACAGUCUAUCCAAACCUGCAGAGCCUUAAAUCUCAAUAUUCAACAAGUGUCACUGUCCUGAUGUUCUUUAUAAUGUAGUUGACCUGACAUUGAAGCCUUUUUAUUCUCUUGAUAUGUCUAUACUGUAAUGGCGUAGCUGGGCCGACCUGUUGUCUGAAGCAAAGAAGGAGACACAUAUGUACAGAAAUUAUUUUUCAUAAGAAGAACAGUUGAAAUGUAUUUUUAGAUUGAAACUUCUGUGACUAUCCUAUUUAAACUCAUGUUGACGUUUGAAUAAAGGUCUAUUAUUUUUAACUCCAUCCUCCUGUGUUUUCAAUACUUUAUUCGUGUGCCAAGUGUACUCUAUGAAAGUCUCUCAUUAACCUGAUAUCACUUAAUGGAAAUGGUAAAAUGAAAUGAAAUAGAUCUACCCCUAUCACUUUUCUACAACUAGAUUGGAGUAAUGUAGAUUUAUUUAAAAUAAAAAUUUUAGUUAAAAUAAAUAUCUUAAAAUAUUCACCAUAUCGGGUCAAACCUUAAUAAACAUGUUUUAUCUUCUAGGAGCUGUCGAUGUUUCAGAGGCAGUAAUCGGAAGGUAUGUAGAUUCAAAGUAAUAAAAUAUGUACGACGGAGACAUUUUCUG